AGAAAAGAAAAUGGACAGAAAACACACUGAUCUGGUUGGAUACAGGUUGGCCUGAUUUCUCUGAUGGACGUCAAGCCGUUUAAUUUUCAGUGGGUUUUUUUUAACACUUACAUCGGCGGGGCUUUGCGAGAAGCUCAGUAUCAUUACAGGUUAAUCUCCUGGAUGGUCUGGGAUAGUGACGGCGGAGGAAAAAAGACUGAGAGGAUGCAGGGAGAGGGAGAGCUGAAUCACCUGGAGCGACCGAGUCCUCUGAACGAGAGGGAGAAGGUGUUGAUCCAGGACUCCUGGGCGAAGGUCUACGAGAACUGCGAAGACGCUGGGGUGGCUGUACUUCUCAGGCUGUUUGUGAACUUCCCCUCGUCCAAGCAGUACUUCAGCGACUUCAAGCACGUCGAGGAGCCGGAGGAGCUGGAGAGGAGCGCCCAGUUCAGGAAGCAUGCUAGAAGAGUCAUGAAUGGCAUAAAUACACUGGUGGAGAGCCUCGACAACUCAGACAAGGUGGCCUCAGUGCUGAAGCAUGUGGGCAAGGCCCACGCACUCCGACACAAGGUGGAGCCGGUGUACUUCAAGUUCUUGAGUGGUGUGAUACUGGAAGUCCUCGGAGAAGCGUUUCCAGAGGUUGUGACAGCAGAUGUGGCCGCAGCGUGGACCAAACUCCUGGCUACGCUCUGCUACAGCAUAAAUGCCGUCUAUGAAGAACUGGGCUGGACUUCGCUCUCAACAUCAACUGGGUGAGGCGUCUAAGUCUGGGUUUGUUGGACCACUGGCACCCAGAGACUGUUCACAUAUAUUAUUUGGGCCACAGUUCAUUGGCUGCACUGAGCUGUACUGAAAGCAAUGUAUCUUUACAGAAGUUAUCUGACAAAUAAUGGAGACUACGGUUUAAUGUAAUUGUGGGUUAUGGAGCAUCCACACGUGUUUCUGUGUGUGUGUGUGUGUGUGUGUGUGUGUGUGUGUUUGUAUUACCUACUGGGGACUGUUUCUGGCAUUGGACAGGACCAAUUGUACAAAAGACUGGUCCUAAUACAGCAACAUGUAAUUUCUGAGGUCCUAGUUAAGUUUAGGCGUAUGGUAUAAGUUUGUUUGUGUGUGUGUGUGUGUGUGUGUGUGUGGGGGGGGGGGGGUUGUGUGCUCUUGUAAAGGACCAAACCAUUGAAAUGAGAGAGAGCAAAGAGGAAUCAAAUGCAAUCAUGAACCCAAAAUGAGACAAAAGGUCACAUUUGACUCGGAUGUGCCUUCUACUUAAUGUGUAUAUCUCGAAACUGCCAUGUAAAUACCAUUCUUUCUAAAUACCAUCCAACAGCCUGUAUCCACUGGUGUCCCGUUCACGAGCUAAAAAGAGGACAUUGUCUUCAUUUCUAACAGUUAAUUGUGAUUAUUUUACAUUUUUUUUGUACCUGUAUCUAACAACAUUUGAAUAAAAAAUACAAAUAAAUAAAA
Molecule: messenger RNA, 1440 nt
Organism: Acanthopagrus latus (yellowfin seabream)
Lineage: Eukaryota; Metazoa; Chordata; Actinopteri; Spariformes; Sparidae
Product: cytoglobin-1-like
Exons: 4
Coding region: 64-735 (223 amino acids)
Biological process (GO): oxygen transport
Molecular function (GO): heme binding; oxygen binding; iron ion binding
Source: RefSeq, a predicted model, not a curated record